Molecule: messenger RNA, 3289 nt
Organism: Zea mays
Lineage: Eukaryota; Viridiplantae; Streptophyta; Magnoliopsida; Poales; Poaceae
Exons: 4
Coding region: 562-3072 (836 amino acids)
Biological process (GO): DNA transposition
Molecular function (GO): DNA binding; transposase activity; zinc ion binding
Source: RefSeq, a predicted model, not a curated record
UGAGUUAUUUGGAGCUGAGGUAUCCCGAACGGCGGGCUUCGGAAGUUUGGUACCCCCAACCUUGCAAUUGGAAUCUUAGUAUUAUAAUAGGCUUCCGUUUGGAAAUUUGUCAUCGUGGGCACUUUAAUCCGUCGCCAGCUGCUGUUACGUUGAAGAUUUGGAUUUCCCGUUCGUCAAAACGGAUCGGCCUUCCAACCUCCUUCAGAACGGAUCGCGAGCUGAGUUCGCUCCUUUCUUCCUCUCGCUCUCUGUCCGGCUGCCCGACGGCUCCUCCCCGACUGCUCCUAGCGCCCCGGCGCUCGUCGAGCUCGCCAGUUUGCGGUGCUCCUCGUCGAGCUCGCGAGUCUCCUACCGAAAGGUCUUGGUCCCUCUGCCCGGCGCUCCAGGUGAGUAGCAGCCCUGCAAACUGUCGGCUAUAUCUUGCUUUCUUUUCUGCAACUGCUGAAGAAAAUCCAGCAAUAAUUCUUGUCCCAAUGGAAACUCCUGCAGACUGAUUCCGGCGCUCCCCUCGCCGGACUGAUUCCUCUCCGUCUCUCCGUCUCCGUCUCUUUCUUCGUCCCAAUGGAAACUCCGACAGUCCCCUCGCCGGACGAACUCUCGCCGGACCUCGCAGUCCAAUCAGCCGGCGAGUUAGCCUCGUCGUUGCCUCCAGGCGAUGUCGUAGGCAGCGACACAGGGCUGAGCCUCAAUCCGUCGCCGUUCGUCGAUGCUGCUUUGACGAUCGCCGACGUUGACAACUUUUGGUUGGAGGCACCACCAGAUUGUCGUGAAGAUCCUGUUGAAACGGGCACUGUCAAUUUUCAGUUAACAGUGUUUGACCCAUCGCAAGUAUUUGAUUUUGAGGGUAUUGGACCUGAUCUUCGAUGGGAUGAAGAAGGGCCUCAACAUGUACCCAGUGAGUUAGCUAUGUAUUCGAAACUUGGAUUGGCGGCUGAAGAUGAACGAGAAAACAAAGAGAGAGAGGAGGCUUCUAAUCAUUGUGGUCAUUCAAAUAAUCCAAAUGAGUUUGGAGUUGAUUCUUCAUCCUCCAUGCCCUGUGUUGAUUUUUUGCCAAACGAGAGUAGAGUUUUGUAUGAUUCUAACCAUCCAGUCAUGGCGGUUGGCUGCAUGUAUCCAUCUAUGGCUGAAUUCAGACUUGCUAUGAGACAGUAUGCCAUAGAAAAAGAGUUUGAGUUAGGCAUUGAGGCUAGUACCCCGAAGAAAUACAGAGGAUUUUGUCGAGGUGGUGAUUGUCCUUGGAGCAUACAUGCAAGAAUUGAGAGGGCUGGGUCACCUACCAUAAUUGUGACUGUGAUGAAUGAUCAUCACACUUGCACUUCUAGUGGCCGGAGGAGGACAAGCACACCGACCAGUGCUUGGGUUGCUGCUAAAGCUUUACCUAUCCUUGCGAAGAAACCACACACAGGUGCAAAGGAUUUACAGACUUUCCUUCAAGAUACGUACAAGUGCACCAUUUCUUAUGAUACAGUUUGGUAUGGAAAAGAGAAAGCCUUGAAGGAGUUGUUUGGGACUUGGGAAGAGAGUUUCCAACUUCUAUUCUCUUGGAAGGAGGCUGUAUUGCAGAGGUCACCUGACAGUGUCAUUGAAAUUGAUGUACUUGUUGAGGAUGGCAGAGUUUAUUUUAGUAGGUUCUUCUGUGCACUUGGCCCUUGUAUUAGUGGUUUCUUACAUGGAUGCAGACCUUACUUGAGUGUUGAUUCGACAGCUUUGAAUGGUAGAUGGAAUGGUCACCUACCAUCUGCAACAGCCGUCGACGGCCACAACUGGAUGUUCCCUGUUGCAUAUGGAUUCUUUGAGUCCGAAACAGAGGACAACUGGCAUUGGUUCCUUCUACAGUUACGCAAGGCCAUCGGGGAUUUACCUAACCUAGCAUUGUGUUCUGAUGCUUGCAAAGGGCUAACAAAUGCAAUGAAGGAUGUUUUUCCAGAAGCUGAGAAAAGAGAGUGUUUCCGGCACCUAAUGAACAAUUAUGUCAAGCAAUAUGCUGGAUCAGAAUACAUGUACCCUGCUGCUAGGGCGUACAAGGCAGAAGUAUAUGACAUGUACAUUGCAAAUGUCAGAAGCAAUCCUGAUAUUGCUGCUUGGUUAGAUAGGUUCCAUUCCUUGUUGUGGUACCGAAGUGCAUUCAACCCUACUAUCAAAUGCGACUAUGUAACAAAUAACAUUGCUGAGGUGUUCAAUAACUGGAUAAAGGACUACAAGGACCUCCCUGUUUGUGACCUGGCUGACAAAAUUAGGAUAAUGAUCAUGCAACUAUUCUACAAGAGGAGGCGGAUAGGAAGGAGGUUGGAGGGAAAGAUUUUACCUUCUAUCAUAGCACAACUAAAUGCAAGAACUAGAGGACUUGGACACUUGGAGGUCAUAAAAGGCGAUGACUAUGUUGCAGAGGUGAGAGACAAUGGUGAUUGUUUUUCUAGAUAUGUGGUGAAGGCUCAUCUUAGAGAAUGUUCAUGUAAGGAAUGGCAACAUACAGGGAAGCCCUGCCACCAUGCAUUAUGUCUAAUUACCGCACAGCAAUAUAGAAAUGUAAUGAUGGAGGAGUUUGUCGACGAUUACUACUCAGUUGACAUGUUUAGGAAAGCUUAUGAGAGAUUGGUGGAGCCAAUUGAAAGCAAAUUAUUUUGGCCAAAGGUGGAUUUUGCAAAGGAGGUUGGUGCUCCACUAGGCAAGAGAGGCGUGGGACGUCAAAGGAAAAAUAGGUUCAAGAGUUGUCUAGAAGGUGGGAGUAGUAAGAAAAAGCCUGCCAACGAAAGUGAGAAAGCUAAGAAGAUUAUUCGAGGCAAAUUCAAGUGCCCUAAUUGUGGGGAGUUAGGGCAUAGGAAGACUAGCUACAAAUGCCCCCUAAAUGGAACGAAGAAAAGGAAAAGGAAACCAAGAAAGAACUCAACAAAGAAAUGGUUUCCUAAGGAGCCAGCUGAAGCUUCUUCAUCACAGCCAGAACUAGGGGAUUCUGGUCAACACCAACUUGUCUCCACUGAUGUUCCAGAAGAAAUAGUUGGUACUACCCCACAGAGGAGAGUGAGGUGUGCUGUCAAAAAGAAGAUUACUCCGAAGAAGAAGAUCUGCUUCUGAGUAGCUGCUUAAGUAUGGCAGUUGUGUCUAUAUUUUAAGUAUGAAUUAUGGCAGUUGUGUUUGUAUUUUAAGUAUGAAUUAUGGGUAUUGUUUCUGGCAGCUGGCAACAAUUUCUGUUUGUGCCUGAGAUGAAAAUGUAGUACUGGGUGUGUUUAGAAAUGUGACAGGCAACAGCCCAGUAGUGAUUGAAGUAGUGAACUAUUUCUGUUUGUGCCCA